CUGGUCAAGCAGCGUGUUGUCAAAGAUGAAGGAGAAAAAAAAGAAAAAGUUAAACGAGGCAAAGGUUGCCUCGAGUUGCUGGCUGUCCUCUUGGAGAGACGGGCGAGCGAUGGUUCUGCGUGGUGGCGACAUCUACGUGGAGGAGCGGUACAAGAUUGGCUGGCAGUUCGCAGGCGCAUUUCCCGGUGCAUUCUCUCGUUCCAGCCUCGCUCCGAGAGCGGGGAGCGUCGUCGCGUCGUCAUUCUUUCCCCGUGAUCCAUCGACGAUAGACACCGUUCUUUUUUCUCUCUAUACAACCUCCCUCUCGUUCUCCUUCCUCGUUGUUAUUAGCGAGCGGGUAACACAUUCGCGCGUAAAACGCAUUCGCUUUAUCGCGAGAGCGGGCAUUCCAUCGAAUUCUUUCGUACGACGCAACGGCAACAGGCAUCGUUCGUUUCCUCUUUGUCUCUCCCUUCUCCCUCUGUCUUCGUCUGGUCCCCUCUUUCACUACGUUUCCGCUGUCCGCAAGGUUACGUUGCUGGUUCUCUCGUCUCUUCUCUUCUCUUUCCUCCUCCCCACUCUUCCCCAGGCUUCUUCAGCUCCCGGCUUCCACUGAUAAUAUACCCCUUCCGUCCGCCGAUAAACGUACGUACCCACUGUCACGGUCGAAGAAAGAAGAGGUCGGGGUCCGGUGUACACCAGCCAUUUCACAGGCGUCGUCCGUGAAAUUUCUCUCCCGCAUCCGACAGUCCUCUGCAGCCGGACUUUGCGGUUUCACGAUUCGGCUUGGAGCGCGUCGAUCAUGUCGCUGAUCGCCAACUGUUUCCGACGGCUCACCGAGACAACACCGGCCAAGAACGAGCUGAAAGGCUACAAGGUCACCGAUGUAAAUCGCAUGCGAAAAAUUGGCGUCGCCUGCAGGAGCCUCCACGAGCUGAAGCAGAAAGCGUGCGCGAAGCUGAACAUAACAAACGACCCUGGCGAAAUCAACAUCUACUUGCUCGAUGGUUCGUUGAUCGACGAGGAAGAGUAUUUUUCCACGUUGAAGCCUCAGACGACGCUGAUCCUUCAGAAACCUGGCGAGAAAGUGUUAACCGACGCGGACCUUCUGUAUGAUACCUUGAGGCGUGUUAACAUCGAUUUUCUGAUUGCCGGCGAGAAAGCGUCCGAGUUCCUCACGGAACACCUUAGAGCGAAGGUCGCUGUUCUAAAUAACGCUUUGAACAAAGAUGACUCGAAAACAACGUUCAGCAGCAGGGACGAACAUCCGGAGUGGUUUCACGGAUUGGACACUAACUGCGCGACCAAAGAAGCUUACUUGCAUCGUCGAUGCCAAGACAGAAUACGGGGCUACUUGUACAAAACGAUCGAGCAGAUCAGAUCGUCGGACGUGUUCACGAAGGAUCCACGAGCCAGAAAGCAACUGUUGUACGCGAUAGCCUUCUUCAAGAUGCAGCUGAAAGAGGAUCACUACUUUGGCUAUUAUUUCGAUAGGAGCCGGGCAAAGAUCGAGGCGUUGGAGGGUGCUGAUCAGCUCGAUUCGUCGGCCUGUUACGAUCAUUGUCCCUGUAGGUUGAAAUGGCUCGACGAUGGCACGUACUUCAGAUUGUUCGGCACGGCGGAGCAAACCGACGACGUCGACGGCGUGAAGAAGAGGAACGAGAGGAACUCGGCGGCGGACACAAAGACUGAGGAGGAGGCGGAGGCAGAGGAGAACUGCCCUUACAAGAUUAGAAGGAUAGAGAAGAAAAUGUGUAUCGCGUUGUGCGAUCAGACGGGCGAGUUCAGAUGUCACGGAGUGUGGAACGAGGAGAAAUGUCCUUACGGGACGCACAAGAUCAAUCCGUACAGGUCGAAGGAAGAGCUCGUUUUAUUCUCCACGUGGAACUUUGAUCACAAGAUCGAAAGGUCCAGGACCCUGAUUCCAUUACUGCUGAAACUAGCGUCCAAAGGAGCCGCCAACGAGGCAGAUCUCAUCGAAAUUUACGACAAUCUGUUCACGAUAAAGAACUUGAGACUGGUUCACAUCGUAUGCCAUGAUAAGAGCUCGCACAAAUAAUUAAUUCAUUAUCACCUGAAAGGGUUAACAAAGAUUUCAACGAUGCGGGACGAAAUGGAAAAGAAAAGGGGAAAAAGAAAUAUUAAGAUACGUAACACGUAGAAGUAACCUUUGAAUAUAAAUGUAAUAACUCCUCGUAUGAAAAGCGUAUAUAAUUGUAAAUUGCUGUUGAUAGAUGAUUUGAAACUUCAAAGUUUAUCAUUUGUUGUACACGAUUCCGAUUCCGUUGCGCCACAUAGCAACAAAGCAAUACCGAUCGCGAGAUCGAGCAACCUUCUUCUUUUUAUGAUAGAUUAAGUCAAAUUUUCCUACACUGCAAUUUUCCAUCAUCUACCUAUGAAACACUAUGCACGUUCGAUAAAGAUAUAUAUAUAUAUAUCUGAAAGCGACUGAAAAUGAGAAUUUAUGAUGGAGAUCUUGCGCACAGUUUCUGUCUCGAUCGAUAAACCAGUGUGAUCGUUGAUAAUUCGAAUAUAACUAUACUCCCCGGAGAGUAAGAUCAAAGUGAUUAAAUCGCGAAUUUUUAAUCUGUAAAAACGUCGAGAACGCAUAUAGUAUGCAAAAAAUAUACAAAAUACGAUAGAUUAUUGGUGUUGAAAAAGUACGAAAUUUGUAUCACUUUGAACUUUCAACGCGUCGUCAUUCUAUAAAUUGUAAACUUUCGUAAAUUAUAAUUUCUGGCGAAUGUGAUGGGAAAGUUAGAAAAAAAAUGUAAAUGAACGUUACUCUAAAAAAAAACCGAAUUGAAACUUUCUGAUUUUAAAUGAUUAUAAUUUUGAAAUCAAUGCAUGAAAUGUAAAAAUUCAAACGCUAUUUUAUAAAUGGAACUCGAUACUUAUAGCGUGUAAAAUUGUUGAUUGAUAACAGUGAAAUAUGUAAUAUUAAAGAUAAGAAAAUAUUAAGAGAUAAGAUAUCAAGAAAUUACACGAAACAUGUUUCUUUUAUUAUAUUAUAUUAUACUUAGAAAGCAAAACGAAAUGUAUUGAAUGUAAAGAAUUGUUAUUAUAUUUCAUCCGUACAUAUCUUCUUGAGAUGAUAAGCUUUCCAAUAAAAUCAAUGUUAACGAUGUCAAGUAUGCGAGUCACUCGCCAUCAUGUGCGUCAAGUGUUUAUAGACGAGUUUAUUGUUAACAUUCAUUUUACUGCACGGUUCUCUCAAAGAGAAAUGUGGUAUACAUAUAUGGACGAAAUAUGUUCAAUACAUUUUACUUUAUUUCAAGAUUAAAUUAUAAUAUAAUAACAAACGUAUUUCGCUGAAGAUCUGCAUCAUAAUAAUCUUAUCUUAAUACAUCGCAUUUUACUGUCAUCACUUAACAAUUUUAGCAGUAUGUUUCUACACGUUAUAAAUUCCAUUUGUAAAAGAGCAUUUGAAUGUUUAUAUGCAAUUCGUUUACUCGUUUCGAAAUUACGAUCAUUUGCAGUCAGAAAGUUUCCAGUCAGCUUUUUCGCUUCAUUUACAUUCUCUCUACUUUUCACAUCGCAUUUAUCAUAAAUAAUCGUGACUCGCAGAAUGAUGCCGCGUUAAAAUCUGUCCAAAGAGCUAUGAAUUUCACACUUCUUUGAUACUCUCCAUUCUGUUUUUGAUGACAUUUCUUUUGCCACGUUCGUAAAAAAUUCAAAGACGUGUAAAAAUUCGCGGUCCAGAAACUGAAAUCAGCGCACCGUUCACUGCGACAACUUUUUUAUCACAUUUUUAAGACGUCUUUACGCAAUCCUAACGACUACUGUAAACUUUCUAUCGACAUUUUUGCAGAACAAGUGCCACGGAACGACGUCUCCCCUACUCCAGCACUGAAUCUGAGUUCCCAAUCAUCUCGGGAACGUCUCAAUAUGUCAUACAGGGUUGGGCGCAACGGAAUAAUCGUUGAUUAAAAAGAUUUAUCAAAGAUGGAUCGAAGUGAUUCGUCGAAAGGACUGUUAAUUAUCUUGUUGAAAGUGCGACAAAAGGGACUGUUUGAAGAAGACUUUAGGAUGGCUUUAGAAUUUAUCUUAAAAAAGAAAAAAAGAGAAAAAGAAAAGGGAUACACUCCACAAGAUCGAGUAUAUUUCGGAUAUUUUUGAUUCGACUGGUUCACCAAAGACAAAAACAAAGUUCUGAUACAUAUAUAUAUGUAUACAUACAUAUAUUAUAUAAAUAUUUAAAUAUAUAUAUAUAUAUAUUCGUUAUUGAAUCUAGAGAAUACAUACACGUGUAUAUCUAUUUAUUAUGGAUGCGUGCGCAGAAUGAUGGAAUCGCGUCUCAUUGGAAUUGAAUAUUUAAAUUCUAAAUAACAUUGAAACGUUGAAUAAUUAGUGAAAAUGUGGAAAAAUAAAUUCGCGUAGUAUAUAUGCUAGGUUUAUUUCUGUCUAGCGUUACGUGUUACUAUGACUUAUGAAAGAUUCAUUUGAAAAACAAGAAAACGCUGGACGUAACCAGUUCAAUUCUCCUUGGAAUCUAUUAAAAGAAACGUAGAUGUAUUUGUGAAAGAAUAGAGAAGGAAUGUCUGUGCUGAAUCGUUAAAAAAAGAAAUCUUUUAAUUUAUCUUUGAAAGAAGAAUCCACAACAAUAAGCACGUGCAUAAAAACGAUUCCGUUUCAUUCAAUUUGAUUGUUGUCAGGCUAUAUUCUACUUAUCCUGCGCUCGUAACAUAUAAAUAAGUAUACAUAUUGUACUAUAUUUAGGUAUACACCGAUAUACAUAUUAUAUUAUAUUUAGGUAUAUACACAAGGGAAAUUACAAAAUGUUCUGGAGACUCGCUAUAUAUCUAAUGCGGCAUAUUCUUCCGAUAUGGUGAUGUCUAACGGAAGGACCUGACUCGAAUUAUGUCUUUUUGAUAAUUCUUCUUUUUUAAUCUGAUUUCGAUCGGUCUCUGUUCGUUUUGUCGCGACUCGUCUCGCGAGACUGACGAACCAACACACUUUUUAUAAAAUCUGAAUUGCUAUCGACGACGACGACGUACAAUUCUACAAAACUAACAAGAGAGUAGUGACAGUUGGCAACUUCAGUAAAUUUAUUCGCGCAUCGAGAUGUAUAUUAAAUAGCGCGCCUCUUUUUGCUUCGAACAUUGGCAAUUAUUUGAUACAACCUUCUGGCCACAUUCACGCAACAUGUACUCUAUGGUAAACAGACGACGGAUGUUUAUGCAUUUAAAUGAUAAUGUGCAGGAAUUCAAAGAAAACAGAUUCAAAGAAAAAAUACUCGUCAGAAUACCCAAUAUGCAUUUGCAUGAAAAUCCGCAGUAAUGAAGCAUUUGUUGCGAGAUCAUCUUAUGUCCUAAAUAACUCGUGUUUGAAGUACCACGCGUUAUUAACACUAUAACAACCGACGACGCCACUGUCAUACGAUUUUCAACAAAGAGAUUAAUCCAUUAAGAGCCAACGUUGCGUUAACAAAUUUCAUUUAAAUUCAAUUUUUUUUUUUAAAAUCGAUUCACGUUAUCGAAUUCCGUUUUCUUUAACGCCGUGACUGCGAACAUUUCCCUCCCACCAGGAUUUUAUAAUUUUAAAGGAGUGUUGUGUUUGUAACGUUAGACGAACAAAAUGGAUGAAAAACUUGUUCGAUCAUAGAGUUCGUAGCUUAUUCAAAGAAAUUCCUAGUUGAAAGUUAGUAGUUGGUGGUUAUAGUGUUAUGUGUGACAGACCAUCGUGUCCCAAGCGAUUGGAAAUUUGCAACGCUGCUGUUCGAAAAAGUUUCCUUUCUGCCGCCUCUCGAGAGUCGAGUAUUAAAAGGAGAGGCUCGCGUAAUCGAUCGAAGGGUGGCGUGUCGCAGUGGCUACAAGUAUCGUUUGUCGAUGCGCGUUGCACGCGAAAUCCCAGCUUUAUCGUCGGAGGAAUUCGUUUGAAGAAUCGUUUUGUACCGAGUGUUGUACAACACUCGUGGCUUGACCUGCGGUUUAUUGAUUUUUUCUUUUUUUUUUUUUUUUAAUCUCUCGAAGUUUCUCUAGUCAAUGAGGAUUGGUUUUGGUGAUCCGUUGCAUUCCCAGCUUAUCUUAAAAUGAACGUCGUUACGAAAUUCACUCGUACAUAAAAGGGUAAUCGCUGGAUACCGUGAUGCGCGUUAAACACGAAGGAGCAGCGAGAAAGGAUAGAGAGAUUGAAUAAUUUUUGCGAGAAGUAUCGUGUGGAAACGAUAACGACGUUGUAUCACGACCCUGCACGAUAAGUGCGAUACUUCCUCGUAGGCAACGUGUAAGCAUAGUUAUUUUUCAAUGUAAAGCGACUGUGUAGCUCUAUUUUAGGCAAAUGUAUAUUUUAGGUACGAAAGAACGGCGCAGAGAUGAGCGCAAGAGUGAAAACAGAAA
Molecule: messenger RNA, 6317 nt
Organism: Frieseomelitta varia
Lineage: Eukaryota; Metazoa; Arthropoda; Insecta; Hymenoptera; Apidae
Gene: Drep4
Product: DNA fragmentation factor subunit beta
Exons: 6
Coding region: 782-2038 (418 amino acids)
Biological process (GO): apoptotic DNA fragmentation; apoptotic process
Cellular component (GO): cytoplasm; nucleus
Molecular function (GO): DNA endonuclease activity
Source: RefSeq, a predicted model, not a curated record